Geodia barretti is the source of this 1727-nucleotide messenger RNA. Lineage: Eukaryota; Metazoa; Porifera; Demospongiae; Tetractinellida; Geodiidae. The record is from the annotation of a GenBank genome assembly.
UUGAGCUGGCUGUGAGGAACAUCAUGCGUCUUAUCGUACUUUCUGGUUACUUGUCUCCUCGGGAGUGGGUCGUGUGUGGUGGACUGUGACUAUCCUACUGAAAACAUUAUUAGAGAUGUGAUAUCUCAAGUUUUCGUGGCUGGAGAGAAUGCCGUCACCCCUACCAUCACCUUGAACAUACACCGUAUUGUGUGCCUGGCCUACAGUCGGCAAAGAGAUCGCUAUAGAGCUUUCUCUGUUAUCGUUGAGUACACGUGUGAGGCAAAUGCGGGAUGUCCCGAGGGUAUGGUAGUAGAGCAGUUUGAAGCCGAGUGUGCCGGAAAUACUUGGGGCACUCGAGUUCUUGGUCUCACGGGAACUCCUCGGACAUCUCCUGCCACUGGUGGUUUCUCAACUGAUCUCAGAGAAGACUGUUCUUUCUGUGCGUCUCAAGAAGUCGCUAGUGCCGAAGGCGCUCCUGAUCCGGCCAGCGACGGGUCGCAUUGCAUUGAAUGUAACGCUCUAUGCAGUGGUGAAGAAGCUGGAGCUAGAAGAUGCUUUGGCUUUGGUUCUGACUCAUGCUGUCAGGUUUAUCUAUCUAAUGGCACAUGUGGCGAGGCCUGUCCGAAAGACGGUGUUUAUUCCAUCAGCGAUGACUUUAACUGCUUGAGAGACUGUCCUGAUAGCCUUGGCACAGUUGAGAAUGGAAGAGUGGAGUAUUCUCAGGAUGCUACAGGAGAAGGCUUCUCGUUGGGAACUACAGCUACCGUUGCAUGCAAUGAUAGGUAUGAGACAGAUGGGUAUGGCGCUAUCUGCAGCAACGCUGGUACAUGGAACUCCACCCUACCAAACUGCACCGUGAUUGAGUGUGGUGAAGUCCCAACUUUAGUGAACGGGAAAGUUUCAGGAGUACCAGCCACCACGGAGGUUGGAGCAGUAGCCACAUAUGAGUGUGACACUGACUACAGAUUCAAAGACGAAAGGAACACUAGGACUUGCCAAAAUGAUAAGACCUGGUCAAACGAAGAUCUUGAAUGCAUCAAAGGUAUAAAAUCACAUUAAUGUCAGUCCCAGAUUUUGUUAAAGUUGUUGCAAUGUGUCUUUUCAUGCAAAAUAUCUUGCUGUGUAUAUUUCUUCAGUUACCUGCCCCGAUAGUCUUGAUAUGGUGGAGAAUGGGGUAAUAAAAUAUUCCACCGAACGCCUUAUUGUGGAUAAUGAGACAAGCUACACCGUGGGAACCAAAGCUACUGUUUUCUGCCCUGGGUUCGAAAUCAUCUGUGAGGAAAAUGGGAGUUGGAGUACCAUUGAGCUUACUUGUGAGAAAGCAGCAGACAGAUCUGAGAUUGGAGUGCAAAAUGGUCUCACACUACGGGAGAAGGUCUUGUUAGCUGUGACUGUGGUCUUUGGUGCUUUGCUCAUAGCUCUAGCAGUGACAGUGGUGGUUCUCGGGCUGAAGCUGUCAAAAAAGAACUCAAGGUCAUCACAUGCAAGCAAGAAUGACAAGAUUGAAAUGGAUGAAAACUGUGCCUAUGCGACUUCAACUGAAGCCGUCAACAGAAUAUAUGCUGAAGUCAACUGACAAACGUAACCUCAACGAACACUAUUGCCUUCCUUUUUUUAGUGUGAAUGCCAGGAAAACUAGACUAGCUAGCUAUGGUCCACAAACAUUAUUGCCUUGUUUUUUUGUGUGUGAAUGCCAGGAAAACUAGACUAUGCUGUAUAUGUUUCAUUUUCCUUCGCCUACUGUA